GGCAGGAGGUUUCCUGUGGGAGGUGGUGGAGUGGAUCAUGCGUGGGGCAACGUGGGAAGCUCAGAUCGCCGUGACGUAGGAAAGGCACAAGAUGAGGUUGCAACACAUUUUCUUCCAGGAGCAAAGGAAAGCUUCCCCUCUUUCUAAGUAAGAAAAGAGAGGAAGGAGAAAUUGGAUUAUUCUCGGCACUCUGCUGUCCUGCAUGUUUUGCCUUUGCUGUUGUCUGCCUUUUAGAGACCAAUUUGUCUUAUUUAGGAAUAAAACAGAAAUUUAUGUGCUGCUGCAGACUCUGAUUUUUCCUUUCAGAGGAGCUGUUGGAUAAUCUGCUCCUCUCAUUUUUCCUAGAGGAACAGAAUUGCCUGAUGUGACCUGGCCUCACCCAUUCAUGUUUUCCCAUGUGACUCUUGAGGGCUCCAACUCCACCUUCUAUUUCUUCCUGUCUGGGAGCACAAUUUAUAUCCUCGACUCAUUGAUUUGAAAGCAGGAAAAGCCACUUUGAAACACAUCAGCAAAGGGGUGUGGGUCACCCUGGGUAGAGCAGGUUAGGGUAUGGACCAGAAGGCAGCACUCCAGGUGCUUUUUUUACUUACAGCAUCAGAGCAAGACUCUGUGCCUCAGGUCCUCAUGAACACACAAGGAAUAGGAGCCAUCUCAAAACUCUUCUCGGAGAAGAUUCUUCCUUCUGCCUGCACAGCCCACGAGCUGUUCUUCUCUUUGCUCGUGCCACCUGCAACUCCUCUGCCAACAAAACUGCCCCAUUUUUGCCAUUUUUUGGUGCUACAGUUUCUCUGUCUCCUGUUCUCGGACACAAAGAUCAUCCACAUUCUCCCGAUCCUGUUCCCAUACUGUCAGACCUUUCCUGUGGGAGUAGCUGAGGAGCUUCCCUGUUGCACAGUAACUGCCAGCCAUGGGCACCUCAGAUGGGAAAAGGUGGUGUCCGAGGACUUGUAAUAAUUAAGAUGUCCAGAAACCUUUGCCUCUCAAUCUUGUCUCCAAGGCACGAGAUAUACUCAGCACCUGAGGAAAAGCUGGGCCACCUGUGAGGAAGAAAAAGGUGGGAGUUAGGAACCAGCUGAGACAUGAGAAUGCUUAUUUAGAAGCUUUUAUUAAAAUAUUAGGGAGAGAGGGGAGUGUUCUCCUAACAUGGUCACCACAGGUCAUUCCAGGAGCGGCUUCUCAGUGGUUGAGGCAUUUAGUGCAGAAGUGGUAGAAGCCUUGAAAUCUGAAAUUGUGCCUGUUUUGAUGAACUCUGGCAGCGAAAGGGGGAAGGACCGUGCAGAAGGAUCCGGCACAGCGCCGGAGGAUCUGGCUCAUUCAGCCAGGACAGUCACCCUUUGAAUGGAAGGAUCAUGACUGAUGCAUGGGCGGACCUUGGGUGGGAGGGGGAAGACAGGGAGCACACCCUGGGGCAUCAUAAAUAGUCAGCUGGGGGGAGAUGCCUCCAGCACAGAGCUCAUCUGAGGGGUGGACGCUGCUGACGCCACGUGGCAUCACUCCCAGGACAGAGAUGUGUGUGGGGAAGUGCAGCCGGAUUGUGGGUCCCUGCCUGCUGGCCCUGGGCACGCUCUCCAUGGCAGCCAGCAUCCUCCUGCUCUUCCCUGGCGGAGCAUCCAAGUACCUGUGGGAGGGGCACAUCAGCAGACACGCCCUGGCCGUGCCGGGUGUCUGGGGCGGCGGCAUCCCCGUGCUGCUGGCAGCGACCCACAUCACAGCACUGGGGUGGCGAUGUGCCGGCUGCUCCGACUGCGGCACCCGCUGGAAUGCCUUCAUCUCCACCGUGCUCUCCAAGCUGGCGUUCCUGGGCGCUGCCGCCUGCUUCGUCCUCUCCGGGGUGGGUUUGACCAACGGCCCCCUCUGCUUCUACAACGCCUCUGAGCACAGCCUGGGGCACGGAGCCCUCUGGGGUUACCCCUUCCCGGAUGCCGCUGGCCAGGCGCCUGAUGCCAGGGCUAAGACCUACCUCUACGAUCGGCACACCUGGAGCAUCUGCCUGGAGCCAGAGGGCAUCGUGGCCUGGAACGUCGUCCUCUUCUCCAUCCUGCUGCUCGUCAGCGUGGCCGAGAUGGUGCUGUCCUUCCUCCAGAUCCUCAACGGCUGCCUCGGCUGCCUCUGUGGCCUCUGUGAGGGCAAGUAGGGCCCGGGGGCAGUGCCAGGAGGCUGCGCUCGGAGGAGGUGUCACCCCUGGUGUCACUUGGCUGGUGGCACAUGCCGAACUGGAGGUAUGGUAGGAACUGUGACACCGGCCCUUUGGGGUUGGAAAGCAGCCAGGUGAGGGAUGGAGGUGAGGACUCGGCUCAUGGCACCCCAGCACGAGCCCAGCGGCUUCCUCGGCUGCCUCCACCCACCCCAGUGCAAGAUGUGACACAACAGUGUUUGCAGAGACAAGAGCGGGACACUAAUUUAAUUUUUCUUAAUCAGUUCGUAUUUAGGGCAGCUGGGCUGGUGUUUGUCACCUGCAGAGGGCAGGAGAGGGGAAGGAGACCAGAGAAGCAGAGCUGGGCUCUGGCUGGAGCACUUGGAUAGAGUCCUGCUGGAGGAGGCAGGGCUGGAAUUGAGGUGUAGCCCCCCAAAGUUCCCCCCCACACAAAUGUCAGAAGCAGCUGCUGCUCAUCCCCAGGACCAGGACCCCACUGCUGUGCUUACAGGGGGGUCACUGGUUUCAGCGUAUCUCCCACUCCCCUAAACUCAGCCCCAGUGUGGGCCUGAGCCUGCCCGUGCUGGGAGGGUGUUUGGCCCCCACUGACAAGGGCCAAGGAAAGCAGUGAUGGUGGCAGCAGAUUAAAAACACCAAAGCACUGAGCCAGAUUAAACAGUAACUGGGCCACUGUGGUGGUUUAACCCCAGCUGGCACCUGAGCACCACACAGCCACUCCCUCACCCCCAUCCCAUGGGAUGGGUGGGGAGAGAAUCAGAGGCGUAAAAGUGAGAAGGCUCAUGGGUUGACAUAAGAGCAGUUUAAUAAUUGAAAUAAUAAUAAUAAAUUGUAAUGUAAAGGAAAAUAAUAGAGAGAUAGAAAUAGAACCCAAGACAGACAAGUGAUGCAACACAAACAUCUCUUUAUCAUCAGCCCAAAUCCAAAACCCAGCCCCAUCCCAGCUGUGGUGAAGGAACUGAACUCUGCUCCAGCCCAAACCCUCGCAGUGACUUCAGGGAGACCACUGAGAAAAAGCCUUUUCAUGAAAAAGAAACUAUUUAACGUUAUAUAACACGAAACAUUUAUAUAACAUAUAAAACAUUUAUAUAACACAACUAUUUAUAACAACGGGAGGGAAACUCCCGGAGCAGGGUGGUGGUACCAGAUGUGGCACAGCUGGAGCACCGUGUCCCCCUGACCCAGCACACAGGGAUGGCACAGGGUGCCCCCAGCUGCCUCCUUUUGGCAUUGCUGUUGCCCCCCAGUAUCUGUUUCAUGAGGUGGCUCUUGCUGGAAAGGAGCCUGGGGCUGUGUGGGGUGCACAAGCCUCCCCACCAACCGAUACAUAAUUAAAAAAAUAACAAUAAAAGUGAGAUCAAAUCCAGCCUGGGGAUGGUAACACUGCUCUGUGUGAUGUGGCCGUGCUGGAUGGGGGGUGUGGGACCCCAGGCUAUGGGUUGUUGUCCCAGGAUCUGGCACUGGGGGGGUGGGGGGAGCUGGCCUGGGGGGUCACUAGGACACGGGGCAGCUCCUUCGGCCCCGCUUCCCGCGGCGCCGGGGGCUGCGGCCCUGGUGGGGAGCAGUGGCUGUCACGGGGAUGUUCUGGAGCACGUCGUGCAGCGUGAACAUGCUGAAGGAGAUCUGCUCGUAGGGCGACCUCGUCCCGUUCUCGUAGAGGCAGGCGAAGGCGAUGGCCGUGCCACCGGCCACCGGGGCCUCCGCGUAGGGCAGCUCCAUGUAAGCCAGGUCUGAGUAAGCGCUCGGGCCCUCGUAGAUGACCCAGGGCUCUGUCCAGCUCUCUGCAUCCCUGGGGAAGGUGCUCAGGUGAACCCCCAUGUUGACCCGCGACAUGGAGCUGGUGGGGUGGGAGUAGAGGAUCCAUGUCGGCGCUUGGAAGAAGGGAGUGGGGCUGGGGGUCGCUGCAGGGUCCCCCUGGGCCAAGGUGGCACUGUGGGCUUGUUGGUGAUGCCCUGGGGUAGGACAGUCCUCAUCGGGCUCGUCUGGCUUGUGGUGGCUGCCGGUGGCCACAGUGGGCAGCUCAUCACCUGCUGCCUUCCAGGUGGGCAGGUACCGAAACCCCUGGAACAUCCCGGGGAGCAGCCGUCGAGCUGAGCCCCGGAGGGGCAACACAGAGUCCUGGGAGAUGGUGGGGACAUACACAAAUGGUGCUGGGAAGCCGAUGACACUGCCAUGACAGCCAUGGGGGGGCUCGACCAGCCGCUGGACCAGCUGCCCCCUGUGGAAGACAGCCCCGUCAUCCGUGCUGAGCGCCUGGACCCUGAAGCCCAGCGGGCUGCGGGCGUUGCAGUACAGGACGUUGGAUCCAUCCUCCUCAUCCACCGAGACCAGCUGGCACUCGCC
This is a messenger RNA of Pseudopipra pipra, 4495 nucleotides long. It is a transcript of the gene TM4SF19, whose product is annotated as transmembrane 4 L six family member 19. Gene Ontology annotation, cellular component: membrane. The transcript has 5 exons. The record is from RefSeq and is a predicted model, not a curated record. Bases 1436 to 2134 code for a protein of 232 amino acids. NCBI's taxonomy places the organism in Eukaryota, Metazoa, Chordata, Aves, Passeriformes, Pipridae.